AAAGCUGCUAGGAUAGAAGUAAACAUAAACAUCACUAAAUCUUUAAACCCUCAAUAACAAUAACUGGCAGUUUCCAAUCGCUGCAGUUCGUGCUGCUGCUGAAGAAAUGGGUUUUAGCAGGCUGUUUUUGGUCCUCCUGAGAAGGAAUGCGCCGCUAUCGCUGUCACCAUUGCUGCCACAGUGGCCUUGCAGAAGCACAUGUAUACUUCCUGCGUUUCUUUCUAACCGGAUACCAAUAUUUGGGUCAUAUAGGGGGGUGGCUCAUCAUCGUGCCCUGCUAUCCAAUGAAGCACCCAUUGACUCUAGGUUGGAAUUUCUUGCAGAACAGAUCGAACAAUUCGAGAUCGAUGACAUAAAACAGCAAAAUGUUGAAACCCACAAAAUAGAACAACGGGAAGCAGUGGAUGAGGUGAUUGGUGGAGUUAGUUUGGAGAAGAAUAAAGCAGAAUCUCAGUAUCCAUGGCCAGAAUGGACUGCUUUGAUGGGAUAUUUGGUGGCAAAUGAUUACUUCAAAGGCUUUGUAGACGAUGACGAGAAUGAUUUUUUGAAUAAUUCCGACAUUUUGAAGGAUUAUAAUCAUGUCAGAAAUGCCUGCCUUAACUUUGGUCGGGAUCGUUUUGAUAUAGUAAGAUCCUUGUCCAGGGAAGAUAUCCGGGCACUUGUGGAACAUGGAUGUCCGAGUUUAGAUAGAAAGGUGGUGAAUUCAGGGAAGCGUUUGAGGUCAUAUGUGAACAUAGAGGAAGGAGAAGUGUGCAGCAAAUGCAAUUUAAGGGGUUCCUGUGACAGAGCAUACAUAAAUGCCCCUAAAGAGGAAUGUGAACGCACAGUAGAUUUGAUGAGGAUUCUACUGACUUAUGGCAUUGAUCCAGUAAUGAGCUCAACUGAAACUAAAUUACAAAUGAAAAAAACUGUUAAAGCAUCUAUACGUAACCUGCUGAAAGAUGUGGUUGAGUUGGCUGCAACUCCACUUGAUCCAAACCUACCACGGCCAAUACCCAAUCAGCCUGAACCAACGAAAAAACAGGCACCUCCACCACCAAAGCGGAUAGGUCAUGCUGAUAUUGAAAUGAAGGAAGGGGAUUGGCUUUGUCCAGGGUGCAAUUUUGUAAACUUUGCUAGGAACAUAAUAUGCCUACAGUGUAAUGUGAAGCGCCCAGAAAGUAGCCUACAUACAGGCGAUUGGGAAUGCCCUGAUUGCAGCUUCUUCAAUUUUCAAAGAAAUAUGAAAUGCCGCAAGUGUGAUUGCGAUUGUCCAAAGGAUGACCACACAGAAAUUGCAAAGCAGCUAAAUCCAGGAGACUGGAAAUGCCCAAAAUGCAACUUCCUGAAUUUUAGAAGAAAUAUGACAUGCCUUGAGUGUGAUUAUAAGCAUCCAAAGAACGAUCAGACAGAAAUUGCAAAGCUGUCAAAUCAAGGGGACUGGAAAUGCCCAAAGUGCAACUUUUUCAAUUUUAGAAGAAAUAUGACAUGCCGUAGCUGUGAUUUCAAGCAUCCAGGAGAUUAUAAUACAGAGAUUGCAAAGCAGCUAAAUCCAGGGGACUGGAAAUGCCCAAGGUGCAAAUUCAUGAAUUUUGGAAGAAAUUUGAGCUGCAUUAGGUGUCAUUUCAGGCAUCAGAAGGAUGAACAUGAAGAAUAUGAUUUUCAUGCAAAAACUAAUGAUAUGUUAAACAGCCCCAGGAGAAGUAAGAGUGCAGGCCUUAGUGGUGAUGAUUAUAAUUUUGAUGACUUUCCUGUGCGUGGAGGUAAAAGUGAAGUUGCACGUGGUAGAAUGUCAGGAGAACAUGGAAAUAAAAAUUUCAGUCAGUUUAGUUCAGGAAUCAACAGGUCAUCAUCAGUUGGGGUUAAUUCAAAAGACUUUUCAGACUUAGAUUUAUUAGAUGUUGAUGAGGGUGACAGCGGUGAUGACAGUGAUGUUGAUUAUAAACAGAAGAGGGUAGACAGUGGAAGACCAUCUUCUACAAGUGCUAGAAAGGGUGCUCGUGCUGGUAAUAAUUUUAAUUUUGAUGACUUUCCCAUUCGUGGAGGUAGUGGAACUGCAGGCUCAAAAAAGUUAGAAAAGAAUGGGAACAAAACUUUUAGUCAACAGAAUUCCAGAGGGGAUAAGUCUUCAUCGUUUGGGGAUGAUCCAAAUGACUUUUCUGACCUGGAUUUACAUGAUGAUGACGACGAUGAUGAUGUUGGCUAUAAAUGGAAGGGGGCAGAUGGUGGAAGGUCAUCUGGGAGGGCAUUUGAUAGAUAUGGUCGACUGUCUACCAGUUUUAAAGGUAAAGGAAAGGAUUUCAAUUAUGAUGACACUGAUGGUGAAGAUGGCUUGUUUGAUAGUGAUCAGGAAAAGAGAUUAGGGCCAUCCGAGAGAUCCUUAUCCUCAAAGUCAAAAUCAGUGAAAAAGAGUGUUGAAAAUUUUCGGGAUUUUGAGGAGGAUGAUGACGAUGACCUUUGUGAAUCUGAGGAUGAACAACCUCAUGUGUCAGGAGCAAACCAGAAAGGAGACAAAAGAUCCUUUGGAAGGGUAAUAGACAACAGAAAAGGAAGGCAGCCAUCCACUACUUGAGAAAUGAAGGGUUGAUAAUGAUGGGCUUAGAUGACCUUGACGAUCUUGCUGACAGUGAUGAGAGAGGUGAAAACUAUAGAAUGUACAAAGCAGGUAAAGUGGAAGCAAACAGAGACAUGAUUGGUGAUAAUAUAAUCAGAUUAUUUUAAGAAUAACAUUCUUGGAUAAGAUUUGAAAAUUCUUUUAAGCUAGUCACAAAAUUAGUAAUAUUAGAAGCAAUUAGAUGGGUAUCUGUCUCAGGUCUGUCUUCUGAAAAUCAGAACUGUUCCAUUCCAAGUUUGUUAUUUUCAUAGAAUUAAUUUCCAGCUUUGUAAAGUAUCCUUCAAUCACAAAAAUGCCUUAAGAACAUUUUGCCCACCAAUGGAUGUGCAUCCCAGUAGGAACUAGCUACUACAGUUUUUGCAGGCAUGUGUGGUCACCAAUGUUGUGCCACUCUUGAUAUCCUGAACAUGUUGGAGGCAUUAUAUUAGUACUGUUAAUAGAGAUAUUUCUAAGCGGAGUGCAUAUUGCUUCAA
Cryptomeria japonica (Japanese cedar) is the source of this 3066-nucleotide messenger RNA. RefSeq lists its product as uncharacterized. Gene Ontology annotation, cellular component: cytoplasm. The coding region runs from base 107 to 2551 and encodes 814 amino acids. The transcript is spliced from 8 exons. NCBI's taxonomy places the organism in Eukaryota, Viridiplantae, Streptophyta, Pinopsida, Cupressales, Cupressaceae. The record is from RefSeq and is a predicted model, not a curated record. Gene Ontology annotation, molecular function: mRNA binding.